This is a messenger RNA of Nicotiana tabacum (common tobacco), 2557 nucleotides long. The record is from RefSeq and is a predicted model, not a curated record. NCBI's taxonomy places the organism in Eukaryota, Viridiplantae, Streptophyta, Magnoliopsida, Solanales, Solanaceae.
UACACAUGCCUUAAGAAGACAAGAAGGCAAAUGAGAGGUGUGUAUAAAUCGUAAACAUUAGGCCUCCUUUUAUAGGGAAAAAAUCCCAAACAAAAGUGUCAACCACCAAUGUGAGAUAUUUGACUACUUUAAUAGAAACAAGGUCUCUUAAGUUUUAACUUUUUUUUGUUUCUUAUUGAACCGGUAUUGGUUUUAUGUUUCACUUAAAUCAAAAUUUGUAGAAACAGGAGGAGCUUUAAAGAAUGUAAAUCUUGCAUACAUUCAACCUGCGUCUUUAGCAAGGGGACAAGGGCGAAGCUUUUGAUCUUUGGGCUCUACAAAAGUAAAUGUUGGCAAAAAAAAUCUAUUUGGAGAGAUUAAAAAUUACAACUCAGGGGCUUCUAAGCAGAAUAAGCUAGCACAUAAUAGUAAUAAUCUUAUGCCUCCUGGUUUUGAUAUGAUGGAAGAAGAUAUUCCCUUCACUCAAGAAGCUGAAAUGAUGCAAGAAGUUGCAGCUACUUCGAAGAAUGUACGAGACACUUGCAGUCAACCUGGUGCUUUAGCAAGGGGACGCGGGCAAAAUAUUAGAUCUGUAGGCUCGGUAAAAGGAAGCGUUGGAAAGAGAAAUCUUGUUGGGGAAAGUAAAAAUCACAACUCAGCACUUGUGAACAGAAUAAGCUAGUACAUAAUAGUAAUAAUCUUAUGCCUCCUGGUUUUGAUAUGAUGGAAGAAGAUAUUCCCUUCACUCAAGAAGCUGAAAUGAUGCAAGCAAGGGGACGCGGGCAAAACGUUAGAUCUGUGGGCUCGGUAAAAGGAAGAGUUGGAAAGAGAAAUCUUGUUAGGGAAAGUACAAAAUCACAACUCAGCAGCUUGUGAGCAGAAUAAGCUAGCACAUAAUAGUAAUAAUCCUAUGCCUCCUGGUUUUGAUAUGAUGGAAGAAGAUAUUCCCUUCACUCAAGAAGCUGAAAUGAUGCAAGAAAUAGUAUCUACUUCGAAGAAUGUACGAGACACUUACAAUCAACCUGGUGCUUGAGCAAGGGGACGCAGGCAAAAUGUUAGAUCUGUGGGCUCGGUAAAAGGAAGCGUUGGAAAGAGAAAUAUUGUUAGGGAAAGUAAAAAUCAUAACUCAGCAGCUUCUGAGCAGAAUAAGCUAGCACAUAAUAGUAAUAAUCUUAUGCCUCCUAGUUUCGAUCCGAUGGAAGACGAUGUUUCUCUUGCUCAAGAAGAUGAAAUGAUGCAAGAUCUAUGUGAAUCUGAAAACCCAAAAAAGGUGAGAGGAAAGAAUAGGAAUAAAGAUGUUGCGGGACCCAAAUCUGGAGAAAAGUUUAGAGUCAACUUUUAUCAUAAUCAGGUUGUUGGGAAGCAUCAAGCCUCAUUUUCGAGACGCUUAGGCAUAUUAGUUCGUGAUCGUAAUAUGUGUCCGUUGCAAGUACAUUCAUGGAAGGACAUCGGAGAAGAUAAGCCGGAACACAUGUGGCGAGCUAUUACGGAUAAAUUUGACAGUGAUGACAUGAAUCAUCAAAGAGAUCAUGUGUUAAAUCAUAUGAGAAAGUUAUGGAACAAUUGGAGAGGAUCAUUGCAAAAGUAUGUGAAGUUUAAGCCAUUGCAUGAAGCCCUAAAAGAUGUCCCGGAUGAGGUAGACAAGAGUGAUUGUGAAUGGUUGGUCAAGAAAUAUUUUUUAAGUGAAAUAUUUAAGGAAACAAGUAUUAGAAACUCGAUCAAUAGGUCUAAGUUGAGAAUGCCUCAUCGUACGGGUAGCAAGCCGAUUAGAGAAAUUAUUUACGAACAGGCAGGCAAUGACGGUAAUCCACCGAACAUGGUGACUAUCUUCUUUGAGACUCACAAGAAAAAUGACACGCUUGUAGAACCUGAAGCUGGUGAAAAAUAUGCUGAGAUACAAGAACUGGUACAAUCUGAGCCAUCUCUUACGAAUAUCGAGGUAGUGGAAAGAUGCUUCGGACCUCAAAACAAGAGUCACGUGAUUGGAUUAGGGGGUGGUAUAACCACUAAGGAAUUGAAAGGCGGUAGUUCCUCAAAGGCUGCAAUACCGGCUAAGCUGAAUGCAGUUGGAAAAGAAAAAGAAUCACUAUAGACCGAGCUGAAUGCAACUAAAAAAGAAAAAGAAUCACUAGAAAUAUGUAUGGACGACAUAGAUUCUAAGUUUGCACAUAUUACUAGCUUACUGGAUGAUCAGCCUUCAUCAGCACCAUCUUCAAGUCAACAAAGUACAAGCUGAAAUUAGUAUUUAACAGGCUACUGCUGGCAGCUCAUACUACAAUUUAUAUGUGUCUCUUGGCCUACUCUGCAGACAUUCAUAGAUACAAGAAAGCGAAGACUUCAGUUUAGAGGAUCAGAUAAAGGGCCUGAAGUUUGAAGCAUCUUCCAUAAAGAUAGUUCCGAGCAAGUUGAAGCAGCUAGAAUGUUGAAGAACAAGGAAAAUCUAUUAUGUUUUAUUAGGAGUUGUAGUCGUCAUCCGUACGAACUACUAUUUUACUUUCUCUUUAAUUUUUUAUUUUCUUUAAGGAAUUGAAAACAUGGAUCAUGCAAUUUGGAUGUAAUAUUAGUGCUACUUUGAUUA